Molecule: messenger RNA, 16048 nt
Organism: Xenia sp. Carnegie-2017
Lineage: Eukaryota; Metazoa; Cnidaria; Anthozoa; Malacalcyonacea; Xeniidae
Product: dynein beta chain, flagellar outer arm-like
Exons: 85
Coding region: 258-15914 (5218 amino acids)
Biological process (GO): microtubule-based movement
Cellular component (GO): dynein complex
Molecular function (GO): dynein light intermediate chain binding; minus-end-directed microtubule motor activity; dynein intermediate chain binding
Source: RefSeq, a predicted model, not a curated record
UAACUCGUUGUCAUGAAAGCAUAAAAAACAAUUUUCUCGACAACAAAUUGUUUAUAAAUGUAUAACUUUGUGUUUUUUUAUUUUCUACACGUCAGCAUACUAAAUUUUAGUUAUGGCAGAAGAAAUCUACUUAAUGCAAACUGGUGAUACGUGAAAUUAUUUUUAAAUUAGAUCUUUGGAAAUCUGUGCAUGUGCAAUACUGAUGGGUAUCAAGUAUUUCUACUAAGUGAUGAGCUUUGGGCACCUAAAGUAAAAAAAUGGAAUUGGAUGAAAGACUUCGUUGGAUAGAGAUCCGUGUUGCAUCUUCAUUGAAGCCAAGGGCGGAAGAUCUUAAGCGACUUUUUUCAAAAAAAGAAAACAGAGAAACAAUGUUUGAAUUUUGCAAUAAAGAUGAACGUCGAUACUUGCUUGUCUAUUUAUCAAACGUGACGGACGAAGGCUUCGUUGCAUCAUUUAAAGCACCAAAUUACUUCACAGAUAAAGCUAUGUUCUUCUGCAAGACAAAUGAAGCAAGCAAAUUAUCUCGAGAUAACAUCGCGAGCAAUGUUGGAUUUUGUGACUGCUCAAACAAACCACUGAAACAUUUAAAAAGGCUCGUUAAAGAUGUGUAUUUGCCUGUCCUGAGUAUUGAAAAUGGUGGUGGUGUAAGUGCUGACAAACUAAUGGAUCUCUUGCAUCGACUUGUCUCUUGCAUUCACGUAUUUGAUGGACACAUUGAGAACAAGGUUGCUCUUGCUCUUCCUUCUAUUGAAGUUCUAUCUGAAGCUGCGGCUAUUACCGGCCGAAGACCGGCAGUCAUCCAUGUUUUAGAAACGACAGUUGUUAAUUGGAUUAGACAGAUUAAGGGUGCAUUAAAACUAGAUCCUGAAGCUGAGAUACGUAAACAAGCUGGGACAUUUCCAGGACCGUUUAUUGAGAUUGAGGUGUGGUCACUUCAUUUAAGUAGACUGAAUUUCAUUGAUAAACAACUACAAUCUCCUAUUGCUGUGAACAUCAUCACGAAUCUUGAAGAUGCUCAUAGCACGUAUGGACAAAGCUUUGAUUUGGUAAAGAAAGAGUUGAACAAGGCCAAUGUAGAAUGUAAGGAAAAUCUUCAGUAUUUACAAACGCUGGUGCCUUGGUUUAAAAAACUUCAUCACACAAAAUCUUUGUCGUCCAUUUUGAAACAAUUUCCACCUCUAAUGCACACCGUAUACCUAGUUUGGUUGCAUUCCAGAUACUACCAUGAAAAAAGUCACUUUCAUCGCUUGAUAUCCAUGUUGUCUCAUGAAGUUGUCGAGCGAGCAAAAUCAUUUGUCUGCCAUUUUGUUCUUGAUGAACCAGAUGAGUCGGCUCAAAGUUUAAAAGAUGCCCUUCGACUAUGUGCAUCUUUCCGAGGAAGUUAUUUGGAUAAAAAAGACAAAGCUGAUGUCUUCAAUCAAAAGAUGCGUUGUAAAAUGUCUCCGUGCAGCGUGGAAUCUGCCAUGUUUAGGCAGAAUUGGAGUGGAACAGACAAAGAUGGUCGAUCUAGUACAUAUCGAAAACAAUCUGCUUUACAGUACGCUGAAAAAAAUGAAACGUGGGUAGAUUCCCCUUGGCCCGCGAGAAAUAAUCACGUGUUUAGCAUGCUAAACAAUUUUAUGGAGCGAUGCAAUGAUGUCUUGGAACUUGUGCAAAGUACAACACAUUUCAAAAUGUUGAGACUGGCCUCCGAAAUUGGCGGAGCUGGAGGGACUAAUCUUAACAGCCUUGUUAAAGAAAUUUAUGGAAAUUUUUUAGAAGCGAUCGAGAAGAUGAAAGGAUAUAAUUUGGAUGUAUUGGAAGUGGAGGUGAAUGGAACAAACCUUUUUGAAAAAGCGUUUUUUGAAUUUCGUUCAGUUUUAAAGAGUCUUGAGCGUCGUUUGGCUGAUGUCUUGCGUCAAAGCUUCAAGCAAUGUCCUGACACUAAAGCGAAGCUCCGUUUACUGGAGGUGUUUGAAGGAACAAGUGGAAGGGAACUUAUUCAGGAGAAUCUGCUCGAUAUAAGUGAACAAAUGUUAAUGCACUUUACAAAAAAUGUCGAAAAUAUGAAAGAUUACUUUCAUCUUCGUGUCAACAAUCCUCCAGUUCAUUCACAUCUUCCAUUUAUCGCAAGCAAACUUAUGUGGCUGGAAGGAAUUAAAUCUAGAAUUGGCGAACCAAUGGCAAAAUUCCGAAGACUUUCUUCAGUUUCAUUUAAAGGUGACAAAGGAUGGAAAUUACGAGACAAUUUCAACGAUUUGAUAAAAGAUAUUAAACGGACUGAAUCUCUAGCAAUUUCUUCAUGGCAAAAUUCUAUCCAAGAGGACUUGCGAUCAAAGAUGAGCGAACCAUUACUGAUUGAAGUAAAUGAUUGUGAAAAAAACAGUAGGAUUGUUCUGGUGAACUUAGAUCCCAAGUUGUUGUCUUUGUUGAAAGAAGUUCGUUAUUUGACUGAACCGCCUUUUCGUCUUCGAAUUCCUGAUCCAGCGAAAUUGCUAAUACGUCAUGUAAAUGUCGACCAAUUAAGACGAACUGCUGCAAGAUUAGAAACGAUUGUGUCUCGUUAUAAUGGAAUCCACAAGAAUAUACAACCCAAUGAAUUUCCUCUUUUUGAAAGGAAACUUACAAAGAUAAAUGAGCUACUGAAUGAAGGAAUUCAUAAUUACAGUUGGAAGACAGCGGAUUUGGCUGAUUUUGUUGAGCAUUUGUGUUCACUUGUUUGUGAAGACGUUCAUAAAAAUCUCGCAACGAUUCAGAAUAACUAUAAGGAGAUAAAAUGUAUUGUCCACUCCUGGUCUCAGGAAGUUUGUGUAGACGCUAUGCGAUCACGUGACAAACUUAAGUCCUAUUCUAUAGAUGAACUGAACUCCUUGCACAGAGAAAGUAUGACUUCAACGGAGCACUCGAUCGCAAUUGGAGGCAAUCGAAUUCACGGUUUACUUGCAUCUUCCUUUGAAGCUGUACAAGUAAGUCGGGCCUCUCCUGCAUGGCAAGAUUACAUCCAUUGUAUAAGUGAGUUUGUUUUGGAAGGUCUCAAAAAAUCUGUACUUGUAUCUUUGAAGUCAAUGAUGAAGGAAGUCAGCAUGACUAUAGAUGCUCAGGAAGAGGAAGUUUUCGUGCCAGUCAUCACCAUUAGACUGGAGCUUUCUGGUUCCCAAGUUGUAUUUCAGCCAAAACUUGACGAACAAGACGCAACGUUUAGUGUCCAAGAAUUCUUUUACGGUUGGAUUGAAGAUAUUUUGAAACGAAGUCACAUAGUCAAACCAAUCGAAUCUGGACUCAAGACAUACUACAGCUUGAUUUCUGAUAUGGAGGAUGUCAAAGAAUUAAUAUCUUCAAUAAAGAUGAUCGUUAGAAAUAAUGGAUUGCAAUGUCAGAACUUGCUGGGAACAUUUCACAAGUACGCAUUUCUCUGGAUGCAAGAUGUUGAGAGAACAUUUGAUGAAUUCCUUGCUGGGAAUAUUGUUGCACAUCCACGUGACAUGACGAGGCCAGAAGCCCUGCGUUCAAGUGCAUCAAUUACGUCACUAAAAGUAAAAGAAAGCAAAGGAUCACUUACCUCAAGUAUUCAUACUUUGGGGGCUUAUUCUCUUGAUACGAGUGGUACACUGGGGUUGUCUGAAAAGAACUUUCUCCUAAACAAGCUUUCAGAGAUUGAAAAGGCUACAUCCUUGCCAUCACUGGAUGAUUUUGACGAAGAAUUAAAAAUAUUUAAAGUUUGUAGAGAUGAAAUUGAAGAGCUUAAUAAUAGCUUGGAUAUCGGCUUUACACGGGUCAACACUCGUCCUUUACAGCAAGUAUUACAGGCAUAUGCUAGCAAAUGGAUGUUUACUUACACAAAGUACUUAUCUGACCAGGUAUCAAACAUUCUCAACGAUUUAGACUCUUUCUUGAAACGGAUAGAACCUGGUAUUGAGGCCAUUACUGGCAAAGAGAGAGAUAUUACGUCAUUUAUGCGACUUAUGGGAAUAUUUAAUGAGGUGAAUACUCAACAAGCAGAAAUGGAUAGCAAGUUUGUUGCAAUGAAAAGGUCUAUUAAUUUGCUUGAAAAAUACAAGCAAAAACUUCCAGGUACAACGCAAAAAUUUUAUGCUGCAGCCCCACAAAAGUGGAAUAACCUAAAAUUAAAGGUUGCUCAAGCUAAGCAGAGACUUGGUCCUCGAAUACAGUCUGAAGAAAAAGCUGUUACUGCUGAGUUAAAUGCGUUUGGGAAACGUUGUGAUCUUCUUUUUCGUGAACUUAUGGCAUCGGCAGUCUUUAAAAGGAAAUGUCUGAUUUAUACGGCUUUUAAUGUAAUGGAAAUGUUUGAAAAGAGAUUGAAGGUUUUGGAAAGUGAGGCUCAGGAUUUGAUUGAAUUACAAGAACUUCUUGAGAAGAACAUUGUCAACUUUUCUAUUUUGCCUCAAGUGGGAUCUGACCUAAAAGGUCUUCGGGAAGUGUGGGAAAUGUUUAGGUCGGUACAAGAACAACAAAAUGAAAGGAAACGACAAAGGUGGUUUACUUUGGACACAAAGAGUCUUCAAAUAAUCUUAGAAGAACUUUUAAGACAAAUUCAUUCUUUACCUUCCCGCACUCAUCCCUGGGAUGUGUACAUUGGUAUGUUAGAAUCUGUUGUUGAUAUGCAGGCGUGUUUACCUCUUGUUGAAGACCUACAAAAGGCGGCACUUCGUUCUCGACAUUGGAAACAAUUGUUGAGAUUGACCGGUGAAAGUCCUCAUACAAUGAUCAAUAAUGGAUUAAUGAAGAUGUCUUUUGGACAAUUUAUAGAAUUUGGAUUUCAUCAACAUGUUGAUGAAGUACGAUCAAUAAUUCAAAAGGCAACCAAAGACGUUGAAAUUGAGAGUUCGCUUAAAACUUAUGAAGAAGUUUGGUUAAGCAAAGUGUUUGAACUGAAACGUUAUUCGAAAGCUCGAGCUUCCUCAGCCGCUGUCGUGAGUGGAAAUCAAGAGAUAAAUGGUAGUGAAAUUGACUCCGAGGUUCACGGUCAUAAUGGGCAUCGACACGGUUUAUCUACAAGAUAUUCAGUUACAAGUCACGGUAGUGAAGGCUUAAGUCAUAAAGAAAGUCGAACUCUUCGAACAACAUCGUCAUUAACAUCUGGAGCUUUCUCUCACUCACUUUUAAAUUUGACACAAGAUUCUGGUCCACUUUAUUUGCUAACGAAUUGUGAUCCCAUUUUUGAAGAACUCGAAACCCACCAGGUUUCAUUGCAAUGUAUGUUAUGUGGAAGUUCAGCCAGCUCGUUCACUGAUGAAAUACAAAAGUGGCAAAAACAACUACAAACUAUUGAAGCUGUAUUAUCCGUGUGGCUUGAUGUUCAGGAUAAAUGGAUGGAACUGGAAGAUAUAUAUGGUAGUUUUGAAGUUCGUAUUACGUUGCCUCACGAAGCAAAUGUGUUUGCUGCAGUGAACAGAGAUUUUCGAGUGCUGAUGAAAGUGACGGAAAGAAAUUCUAACGUCUUGCAGAGUUGCUCAAGAGCAAAUAUCCAGGCAAAACUUGAAAAGAUGCAAAGUAAUUUGGAACAGUGUUGGAAAUCACUUCUUGUUCUUUUGGAAAGAAGGCAGCAAAAAUUUCCUAAGUUUUAUUUUCUCUCUACAGAAGAUGUUCUUCAUGUUGUUUGUAAUGGUCAUCAUCCUGCUCUAGUUAAUCCCUAUCUAUCCAAAAUUAUUGAGAACGUCAAUCACCUUCAAUAUAAGACUGUUGUAAGAGAUAAUAUGUCGGCGUUUCACGUUUUGGGUGUGGUCAGCAAAAUGGAGGAGCAUGUGGAUUUUGCCGAGGCUAUUGUAUGCGACAGUACUAUUGAGAACUGGCUUCUGGAUGUCGAAAAAUCACUUGUAGGAACACUGAGUACACAGGUAAAAAAUAUCAUUGAAGGACUUGGCGAGACUUAUUCAACUAUAUUGGACAUCAAUGAUGGCAACAUUGAAACAUGGAUUCUCGAAACUGCUUCCGAUGUUGUUUCACUUGUUACGCAUAUUGAUGUAAAUUCAAGUGUUGAACAAUGCUUCAUGGAAAAUGAACAUGAACAAAUGAAAUCUAUGAACGAACUAUUGGAGAAAAUCAUUUGCACUAUAACAUCUGUAAGUCGUGUAUUAAGGAAGAGUGGUGUUCCUUCUACCCCAAAAUAUGGUAAACCUCGUUCGACAAGAGGUGAACUAGAUGAUGAGGAUCGGAAAUCUGAAUCUCGUUUUGAAGUGCCUGGUCAAACUUCCUACCACGACAAGUUAUGUCUUCCUCAUCAACGUCAAAAAUUUGCAAAUCUGAUUGCGUUGUUUGUGCACACUCGUGAUAUCAUUGGAAUGCUUUUAAAUUUAUCAAAUGAAGGUUGCAAAUCAUUACAACAAACGUUUGAAUGGUCUUCUCAAGUGAAAUAUCAUUAUUCAAAGGGUGAAAAUUCUGUUUCCGUUAAAGUGUUCAAUGCUACAUUUCAAUAUGGAAUGGAGUUUCAAGGUUCUUGCCCAAGAUUGGUCAUAACGCCUGUUGCGGAUAAAUACUUUGUAAAUUUAGCUCAAGCAGUCAAAUCACAUUUGGUGGGAACUUGUAUUGGUCCUUCGGGAGUUGGAAAGAACGAAACCAUUCAUGAUUUUUCACGGGCUUGUGGUAAACCUUUCUAUUUAUUUUCUUGUGCUGCUUCAAUGAAUCAAGUGUUUUUAACAGGAGUUUUCAAAGGAUUGGCUUUGACUGGAGCAUGGAUAUGCUUUCAAAAGAUGAACGUCAUGGAAAACAGCGUAUUAUCUUUCAUGGUUCAGCUUAUCCAAAGUGUUAUGGAUGGCUUGAAAGCAAAGAAAUCUUCAGUUAUUAUUGGAAAUGAAGAUGUUGCUCUUACGCCGAGUGCCGCUUGCUUUGCUACCAUAACUUCGUCUAGCUCAAUUAAUGAUCCUUUAAGCCGUUCAUUUGACUAUUUUACAUCGAUGCCGUCGGAUCUCGCUGAGUUACCAAGAGAACUUCUGCAAAGAUUACGUGCCGUGUCAUUCACUCGACCUGAUAAACUUAUUAUGUGUGAAGUCUGUUUGAUGGCAAACGGUUUUACAACUGCAUCGCGUCUUUCCAAAUUGAUACUUCGACUUCAAGUUUUAUGCGAAACAUUUAUUUCUUCCUACACUCUUUCAAACAAUCAGAUGGAGAAUUUUCCAUUACGUGUGGCAAAGGGCUUUAGUUGGAGUUCGGUAUGUCUAAAGAAGAUCAUUAAUGAUGCGGCAAAUCAUUUAUAUGAGAACUGUUUUGAAGAUAAAAUACAAUCUUCUGACGAUAUUAAUGUUCUUGAUGUUAAGAGUUCCAUUGAAGAUUCGCAAAUUAUUGAUGAAGAUUUAUUGCACACGGAAGAUAUUACUGCAACAGAAAUUGAAAUGGAAACAAAAAGCCAAAACACCGCAGAAAUUGGAAAGGAAAUUGAGAAUAAUUGUAAAUACUCUGCUGAGACUCUGGAGGAGCUUGCACUUUUGAAAGCUAUUAGAGAUACCUUUGUUCCAGGAUUAUCUACAUCAAAUGCUGAUAUUUUUGCCAGUUUCAUGGCUGACAUAAGUCAGUAUGCAGACACUGUUGGAGUAAUUGAUGAUUAUACUGUACCAAGCGAAACUAGUGAUUCAAGCAAGACAGACAUGACUUCGCUAAAACCAGCUGAACUACAAAAACCACUUGAAGGAAUUGAUGGAAAUGAAAGUUUUGCUGUCAUUGCUGCAUUAAAAGCACUUGGCUUACAACGUGGUAAAUUAUUUGAAAAUCGAGUCAUCCAGUUAUUACAACUUGUUGCUGCACACAAAACAGUUAUGGUGAUUGGACCAUGCGGUUGUGGUAAAACAGAAUGCAUAAAAUCUGUAGCUGCAGCUCAUAGACAAAUGGGUAGAAUUGUUCGAAAAGACAUCGUAUGUACGGGGGCACUUGAAUCGUUUGAACUUAUGGGUUGUUGCGAUGUGGUGACUGGUGAGUGGAAAGAUGGCUUUUUACCACGACUACUUCGAAAACAUUCGCAACAAAUGAGGACGAGUGAACUGUUUUCUCAAAUGAAACCAACACCUUUCGCUCAGUGGAUUCAUUUGGACGGCAUUAUUGACUCGAUUGAGGGAGAAGCUUUUGAUGUGAUGAUACACAACAAUGGAACUGUUGUUUUUCAAAGUGGUGAAAGAAUUGGAAUACCCGAAAAUCUUAAGAUCAUAUGGGAGGUUGAAAACUUGCAACAUGUGAGUCCUUCAACAGUUUGUCAAGUUGGUCUCCUUAGUAUGACCAAAGAAGAUGUUACUUGGCACAUGUUAGUCAAGAAAUGGAUCAAUAAAAAACCUGAUCGUGAAGCAGAAUUGCUUGAUUUGUUAUGUGAGCGUUACAUUAGACCAACAUUGGAAUUUUUAACAGCUAGUACGUCUGUGCCUCCUAAACCUGGUGCAGCUCUUACGAGAGCUAAAUAUAAACCGUUACAACAUGUCGUAUGGACUACAGAAAUUACUAUGACAGAAACUUUGAUUGCUCUCUUUGAGGCUUCAGUCUCCCAUUUUAAAGAUUUGACGCCCGUAGAAUACGAAAACUACUUCAACUUUGCUGCAAUAUGGGCUUUUGGUGGUACGUUGAUUGAAAGUCACCGCAUUUAUUUCAGUAAAUGGUGGAAAAAUCAAUGGAAGGAUUUCAUUACAUUUCCUGAAAACAGAGAGGUUUGGGAUUACUUUGUCUCUACUGAUACCCACGAGUUUUCGUUGUGGAGCGAUUUUUUGCAACAAUACACAAUGUCAAAUGGAGAAGGGAUACCACCAGAUGCGUAUGUACACACUGUUGGUACAGAGGGAUUUUUCCACGUUGCAAGUCUUCUGUGUGAAGCAGGACAACCAGUGAUGCUUAUUGGUGAACAAGGUUGUGGUAAAACCUCAAUUGUUCGUGAAAAGUUGUAUAAUCAAGAUAGCGAUGUUGCAGAGUUUUAUGCUUUAAGUGUUUACUGCAAUCAAUUCACUUCAUCAAGAACGCUAUGGCGAAGUAUUAAUGAUUGUUUGGAAUGGAAACAUGGAAGAACAUAUGUACCGAAAGGAAAUAAAAAGUUGAUCUGUUUGGUGGAUGAUCUGAAUCUUAGCAAGACAAAUAAUUACGGUGUUCAAUCAUCUACCGAACUUAUCCGACAUUUGCUUGAUCAUCACGGUGUUUUUGAUCCAGAAACUCAACAAUGGCGGGAAAUCCAAGAUGUGACAUAUAUUACUACUUACAAUCCUCAUAUAUCAACCACCGUAUCUAAGAUUGGACAUCGUUUACUUAGGCAUUUCUCGCUGUUUAAUGUUCCCUAUCCUAGUGUGGAUACUCUUAGAAAUAUUUAUUACAAUUUGUUGAGGACUCAUUUUUAUGAGUGUCGACAACUGUCAUCAAUGGCCAGCGUUGCUAAAGUUGUCAUGGAUACAGUUGAUUCCAGUUUUAAUGAUGUUACCAUACCAAAUACACUAACCAAUGGAAAAAAAAAAUUUAAAGAACUACUGUCCACAGUUGUUCGUGCUACGAUUGAACUACAAAAUGAACUACGUGUUAUGUAUUUGCCAACAGCUCAAAGAUGUCAUUAUAUAUUCACAAUGACCGACUUAACUAUGCUUUUCAGGAACCUGUGCCUAUCUCUACGACAAGGUUGCUCUGUAAGCGAUCUCUUGUUACUAUGGCGACACGAAUGUGAUUGGAUAUACAACAGACGACUUGUUGAUUUUGUUGAUCGGGAGCGUUAUCGACAAACGUUUUUGAAUUCUGUGAAAAAAGAAUUUUCUUCCGUUGAACAGAUUGAUAUCUUGUUAAGUAAAAGUGUGAUGUUUACUAAUUUGGUUGAAGCUGAAGAUAACAUAGUUCCAGCAACUGGGGAGAGCACGAUGGAGACUUCUGAUGAAAAUGUUCAGUUGAUGUAUCGUCCACUUUAUAACGUUGCAAAGGUGAAACAAAUUCUUUCCCAUGCUAUUUUGGAGUACAAUAAAGACUUUCCUAAGAUCAAGCUCAACUUGGACCAAGAUUUGAUUGAGGCAAUUUGUCGUCUUGUUCGCGUUGUUCAAUCGCCUCAUGGCUGUAGCAAUGCUUUACUUGCAUCGGAAGGCUCUCCCGGUGAUAUGUUAGGCAUGGUAAAACUGACUGGAUAUCUCUGUGGAUUUUCAAUGUGCCAACUUAAUGUGUCCAGUUUCAAUGGAUCGCAAUAUACAAUCUCGAACUUUAGAAAUGACCUUGUUAGUGUUUACCGGAGAGCAGGUGUAAAGCGAGAAAAGAUUCUUCUUUUGUUUAAUGAAAGCGAUAUUGUAAACAAAGAUAUGAUGGUGUACAUAAGUGAAUUUCUCGUAUCCUCGUCUAUUGCUCAUUUGUUUUCGGAAGAAGAGCGAACGUCCGCCAUUAAUUCUGUACGAUCAGAUGUCACACAAGCUGGCCUGGCAUAUAGUAAAGAUGUAGCUUGGAAAUUCUUUUUAAGAGCGGUAAAAGAAAACCUUCGAGUUGUUCUUUCUGUGUCAUCGUCGGCUUCAAAGUUUCAACAACAAUGUCGCGAUUUUCCUGGCUUAACAAACUGUAUUUCUAUUAUGUUUUUCCCUCAUUGGUCGAGAGAAAAUCUUAUUUUGCGGGCAAGUGAGCUUUUGCAGGAUAUUGAUCUUUUUGACGUUGUCGGCAAAGAGAAUAUGGCUCACCUUCUUGCUUCAAUUCAUUUAUGCCUUCGUGAAAAUGAUCCAAGUGAAAAUUCCGGUGGAAGUUUUGGCCACAUCACUAAUACAACAUAUAAAAAGUUUGUUGAGCGAUUUAACAGUUUGUUUAAAAAACGCUAUCUUUCUAUACACGAGGAAUACGAACGCACUACCUCUGCUUUGCAAAACGUAUCCGAGGCAGCGGAACUUGCUGGUCAGCGUUUAAUGCAACUGGAACACGAGAAAAUUGUUUUGGAGCAGAAAAAAGAGAGCAAUAUGCAACUUCUGUCACAAAUUGGUCAGGAUAAAGCUAUUGCCGAGGAACAAAUAAAAUUGAUUUCGCGACAACGUCUGAAGAUUUUACACUUGCAAAAGGCUCUACCUAAGUUUAAAGACGCCCAUGAGCGAGCAAUUUUCAAAGCAGCCGCAGUUGUGUCUGAUGUAAAACGAAUGUUAAAUUUGCUGGAUAGUAAGGCGCUCAAUGAGUUACGUGUGAUACAGAAACCUGAUCCAGAAAUUGAAGAUAUUUUUGCGACUGUUAUCAUUAUAUUAAGGUCUCCCUCUUCUGACCUAACAUGGAAUAAAGGGGCGAAAAGAAUUAUGGCAAAUCUGGACAGAUUUCGUGAUGAUCUUGCCAGUUUUGAUGACAUGGAUAUCAGUGAAAAUACUUUACAAAUUUUGGAUACAUAUUUGGGCAAGCCUCAUUUUGAUCAUUUGAUGAUCACCAAAAAAUUUGAUAACCCUGCUUUGGCCAUUCUUGUCAAGUGGGUUUCUGGUGUUGUGAAAUAUCAUCAGAUGAUAUUUAUCAAAGUAAAGCCACUUCACAACAAAGUCGAGGAGACGAACAAAACAAUAAAUGAAGUUUCAAACAAAAUUUCAAUGUUGGAAAAUAAGCUGCAAGAUCUCCAAACAAGACUUGACUCUUUAGCUAAGGCAUACGAAGAAGCUUGUAUUGAUAAAUGUCGGCAAAACAAACUCACCGAGAAAUUGAACAAACAACUGGAGCGCGCUAGCUAUUUUGAACAGGUAUUGGCUAAAGCAAGAAAUAAGUGGACUCGAUUUCUUGAAACUAUUACAAACAGAGAAGCAGCUAUAUCUGGUAUAGUGUGUAUGGCUGCAGCUUUUGCUACGUAUCUUGGACCUUUCUCUUACUCAUUCAGACGUAAAAUGCUCACUAAUUAUUGGCCAAAAUGUUUACGAGAGCGUGGUGUUGCACUGCUAUUGGAUGAUUCACCAGACGUUUUAAUGGCUACAAACUCUGAACAAAAACUUGUGGAAAAAGAAUCUGAAUUUGUUAAAAUGGACAAGCAGAAACAUGCAUCAGAUGUGGGUGUUGACAAUAAAAAAAAUGAAAUAGGCCUAGAAAAUGGACGUGAAAAAGAUGAUAUGUUGAUUCAAAAAGUGGAUUUAGUUGCUGUUGAUGAUUCAUUUGAAAUAAAUAAAGAUAAAGAAAAAGACGACAAGGAGUCAUCGAGAGCGAAUUGUAAUGAUGAUGCCAUGAUAAGUGUUAAGGAAAAAACGCAGCAAACAUCAAAUGAAUUUGUGUCAUUGGACUCCAAGUAUGAUGCAUAUCUUUUAUCGUUGAUAAAAAAUCUUGUUGGUGGAGAAAAAGUUCGCGAAUGGUUGAUUGCUGGUCUUGGAUUACGUGAAAUGGAAGAUGUUAGUAUAAGUGCGUCAUCUUGGCAAGGACCACCUUUUCUUAUUGAUCCGCACGCCAGAGGUUUAAAACUAAUACGACAGAUGGAAAAUAACGAUAAAGUUGUUGAAAUAGACGCAAACGAUGGCGAUGUUGGAAUAUCGAUGCAAGUUGAGAAAGCUAUAACUUGUGGCAAUGUACUGGUUUUAUAUAAUAUCAAUGAAAGUGUAGAUUCACUUUUUCUUCCUUUAAUAUAUCGCCUAAAUACCAAUACUGAUGAUGACAAUUGUGAUGGUUUACAGACAGUCAAUUAUGGUGGUCGUCGUCUCAGUUUUCAUCCAAAUUUCAAACUUUAUCUAUUGACUAACUUGCAUGAAAUAAACUUCUCGCCGGAAAUAGCUUCUAUCACCACUCUGGUCAACUUUUCCCUGGAACACGAAAGUUUGGCUGAAGAGAUCUUGAAUCGCUCGUUGUUGCGUGUUCAACCAGAAAUUUCACAGGAUAACAAGAAAACAAUAAAUGCCUUGAUGGAAAACAUUGUUAUUCUUGAAGAAUUGGAUAGUAAAAUAUUAACAAAGCUUAGCGUCUGUCAAGGAACUAAUGCUUGGGAUGACACUCAACUCAUUGCUGAUAUGGUUCAAUGUAGAUCACAGAUUACGAAAAGGCUUGAAGAUGAACUGUUUCAUCUUGAUAAACUUGGUCACAUAAAACGAAGAUAUGAACCUAUUUGUCAACUUGCUGUUCUUCUGUUUGACACAAUCAACUCUUUAUCAGCGAUUCAGCACGAAUAUCGUUUUUCUAUCGAUUAUUUUUUAAACAUUUUUGAUAUUGCUUUAAAUGAGGUUAUUCCUCUAAGUGAUGUCAUACAGCAUGAUAUGGUAGAGAAGAAAACAGGUGAUACAACAUCAAGAGAAAUAAUGAUUCAGGUUUUUGAUGAAGAAGGAAACGCUUCUAUGCGCAAAUGGUUUGAAGAUGAUAAACACGGCUUAAAUAGUGAAGUUCAGCAUGUUUCUGUGAUCCUUCCACAUGAAAUGAAAUUUCCUACCCCUGGUGUUGCAUAUGAAACCAUAUCUGAUGACGUAAUAAAACAAAUUGCUGAUAAAUUAAUGAAGGGUGUUUUUGAAAGUUCGUUUAGAAGCAUAUACAGUCACCAUCGCGUAAGUUUUGGAGCUUUGUUAUCUUCUGUUAUUCAUCAACAUAUUUCCUACAACGAUGCUUUUGAUAAGCUCACGGAAGUCCUCAUCACUGGAAACUUAGUCGGGACAGAGCAUCUUAAGUUGGCAGAUUUUGAUCCAACCCUUCUUACACCUUCUUGGGUCCCAAUUGACCGCUGGCAAAGUAUACUUAGUCUUUCGACUCUUCCGGGUCCUCUCGAGCAAAUAUGUACAACGAUUGUGAGUGAUCCUAAAUGGCAGGAAUGGUAUCAUGAUGAUGAACCUGAAAAACUAAAAUUACCUGGACUUGGUGAAGUUUUGGAGAAUACAACCAGUGAAGCUUUAAACACAGCCACAGAUUUUCAUAGUUUAUUAGUGCUACGUUGUCUUCGUCCUGACCGACUUGUUUCAGCGACAAAGAAAUACGUUGAAGGAAUUCUAAACAACUUACAUGCACAAAUUAAUGCGACGUUUCCUGACAUUUUGAAGCAAAUUGAACACUGUAUUCCAAUCCUGAUUCUGUUGCCAAACAACUCUCUUUGCGAUAUUUCUACAUGUUCACCGACAGAAAUGUUAUUUAAGUUCGCUGAAAAAGAAAAUAUUCCUUGUCAACAUGUGGUAGUCGCUAGUGGUCAUGAAAACAUCACUGACAUUGCGUUAGCUGCAGCUGUUCGCUCUGACAGUUGGAUUAUUAUUGAAAACAUUCAUUGUGGGACUUCAUCCUGGUUAAAUCUGUUAUAUAGCCGGUUAGAAAGAUUGCGUUCUCAAACAGGAACUAUGUCUUCUCCGAGCCAAUGGCGAGUUUUUCUUACGGCAAAACCAAGUCAAUCACUCCCCAAAUCCUUGCUUUACCUUGCCCACUCCAUUGCUUGGGAUCUACUUCAAAUAGAUGCAAGUGAAGUUCGCAUUAACUCAAUUGAUGAUUCUUUCAACGUGAAUUUAAUUUCCUUCUUAACAACUGCUCUUAAUAAUAUAUCCAUGGCAACAUGGGAUGGGUUAAAGCGUUUGUCUCUUUUUUUUCGAACGGCAGUUUUUCGUUUGUGUAUAUUUCAUGGCAUCUUAUGUAUGAGACAAAAGUUCGGCACUCGAGCGAUGGUAAAGGAGUAUGAGUUUGGUCUCUAUGAUUUAGAGCAAGCCAUUCAACUCUGUAUACAGCUAUGUGAUGAUGAGAAUAUUGAAAGCCCCGCCAUUAUAACAAGGCACUGCUGUUCUGUUGCUCAUAUAAUUUAUGGCGGUAAAAUGUGUGAGCCACAAGACAGUGACUACAUGAAGUUAUUGCUGCAGCAGAUAUUUUCAGCAGAAACUUCUGAGUCGUCGUUUAGUAUAAAAGGAAUGACUUUUCCAUUACCACCAAUGAAUGUCGAACCUUCUGAAUAUGGUCAGUGGUUGAAGGAAAAAUUACAGAUUGAUCAUAUUAAAGUUGACCUUUCUAUGAAUGCCGUUUGGCCUGAGGCUUGUGUGAAAAGGGAAAGAGAUGAAUAUAGUGCUGAAGUAGUUUUGAAAGAUCUUGGCUUAUUAAAGUCUAGUUUUUAUAACCUGCACAAGCAUGAAGAUAUAAACAGAACAGCUUUUCAUCGUAAUCUUGAAAUGUGUUUGGAAAACUUACCAACUCUACUUAACUUUGAAUCAUGGAAGAAGGAUUUGGAUAUUUGCCUGAAAGCAUCAGUUAUGUCUGGAUUACGUGCUUUAUCUACGAUCUCAGACACAAUAUCUGUUGCUUCAAGUCUCGACAAGACUCUUCCUAAAACAUUGACUCAUGCCAUGUUGCAGGAAUGUGAAUGGUUUAAUGCGAUUCUUUGUGACAUUCGUCAAUCGUUGCAUACUUUGGAGGAGUGUAUUUUACAAGGAGUACAUGCUCUGUCUUAUUCACUGAAAGAAAUCGUCUACCCACUUCAACGUGGCUUAGUACCAUGGAAAUGGUUACAUAAAAGUUGGCAACCUACUGUACGUCCACUGGAUUCUUGGCUAGAGGAGUUUCGAUUAUGUCAUAAGCAACGAGAAACAUGGCUUGCUUCUCUUAUUUCACCGAACGAGGGAGAGGAAUUUGCAUUUAAAUAUGAAGCUUUUGAUAAAUUGUGGCUUGCUGGGCUUGUAAAUCCUAAAGCAUUUAUUUACUCUUUGAAACAUGAAAAAGCUGUAAGUUACGGAUGUUCAAUUGAUGAUAUAACUUUAGUUUGUGAUGUUGGAAAGGAUCCUGCUAGCGGUGAUGAAAAUGAAGACGAAUCUAUUGUUUUAACGGGUCUCUAUCUUGAAGGUGCACAAUGGAAAAUAAAUGAAGGGAUCGUACCAUGGAGUACACCGUUAUUCAAAAUGUUUGAUAUACACGUGAAAGCAAUUCAUAUUCGUAACAGAGAGGCUGAGAUCGGAAAUAUUUAUAACUGUCCAGUUUAUCGGAAUAGGUCUCGUCGAUUUAGUCCUUUCAAACUCCCUCUAAAAUGUCAUGGAUCGCCUGAAGACUUGCUUUACCGAGGAGUUGCUCUUAUUAUUGAUACUGGUGAAAUCUUCAAUUCUUGGAAAUUACAAAGAUUCGUGACGAAAUGAAUAUCGUCUUAUCCAUUUGUACAUUUUGUAAGUUUAUAUAAAAUUUGUUUAUGCAUCAAUUUUAUUGUUUUUAUUUAUAUUUUUAUAGUUGUGACACUUCUUUCGUAAAGUCAUUACAAAAGUUAUAACGUUUA